Messenger RNA from Clupea harengus (Atlantic herring), 1292 nucleotides. RefSeq lists its product as uncharacterized. Lineage: Eukaryota; Metazoa; Chordata; Actinopteri; Clupeiformes; Clupeidae. The coding region runs from base 16 to 882 and encodes 288 amino acids. The record is from RefSeq and is a predicted model, not a curated record. The transcript has 5 exons.
GCCUCCUUGGUCUCCAUGCUGGUCAUUCGACUCCUGAAGAAAGUCAAUAGCUUACACCAGGACAUUGGCACCCACCAGGAUGGACUUCCAGAUAAUGUGCUGGAUAUGUCCAGAGACUUGAUUCGGAAGAUUCUGUCUGAGCUCGAUACAGCUUUUGGCAUGACAGGCGAUGAAACCUAUCCUAAGGAUGUGAAUUUUCACCAGAUUUACAGAAACGUUUACAAAGAACUUACUCGACAGUUUGGGUCUGAAGAUGUGCUCCGUUUUGCCCUUGAAUCACAAGAUCAAUCUUUUGAAUCAUCACUGGUAGAAACGCUAACAAAAGAGAUAACAAAGACUUGUAGCCAAACCAGCAUACCAGCUUCUACACAUCUCCCUCCAAUUCAACCUACAGUGGGACAAGAUCAAGGAAAGGAAAAGACCAGGAACAAAAUGUUUCCAGUUUGGCUCAAGAUGCCAACAAUCAAAUUGAAGAAACCAAAGAGAGGAUCACAGAGUCUCCUUGUAAGCCAGGCCUCUCCUGUUGCAAACACUAAGCUCAGUGAGACGCUGGCUGAGGUCACCAAGGCUCCUGUAUCUGCUGGCCCACUGGAGAUGCCACAGGAGGAAGAGACUGUAGGGUGCUGUUUCUUCAGGAUGCCGAAAUUUAGGUUCUCCUUCAAGAAAAUGAGGAAAGGUGCUAAAAUUGGGCAUUGUGACGAUGAUAAGUCCUUUGAAGAGAACAUCAAUGUCUCAGCCUGUGCAACAUCUUGUCAGACUCGGCUCAAUGAGGCUACUGUUGAACUGACUGCUUCUGAGAGCCAAACUAAACUGGAAGAGACUGCAUCUAGGCUGACCAACACAUCUACUCCAGAGAUGGGACUGUCUCACCUAGCUGUUUAAGUCACCUACACAACUAAAUGAUCCUUUGGAUCAUCGGAUCCUCUAAGAACUCUUCGGUCCUUUCAACUACAUUUUUUUGAACCCCAAUCUGGCUAUUUUAAUUAAACUUAUUAUUGGAUGCAUAUUGGUGUAACUUUGCCAUUUGUUGGGUACUAUGAGGAUGACUACAUACAGUGGCGCUUGAAAGUUUUUUUUAAUCUGUUGGAGGUUCUUGAAAGUUCUUGAACAACAGCUUUUAAUGGAUUUUAAUCUCAUAUUAAAAUAUCAAACAUAUGAAUCUAACUGUGCUUAAUUGUAAGAUAUGUCACAGGCUUGAAGCUGAAAGGUUAGCUUUGCAUUGUGUUUUGAUGAGACCACCAUUUUAUACUACAUGGAUUGAAAAUAAAUAAAGGAGCUCAACUUUUUUGAUG